AGACGGACGAUAAGAUUCAGCUUCAGACUAAAACCUCCACUUUGACUGAAAGAGGACGACUUCAGGAGAUUACUGGGAAUACUGGAACAGCUCCACUUCACCCAGCUGCUGAAUCCACAAACUGAACGACAGUUUUACAGGAAAGUAAAGUAACUUUGAGAGAACAGGGAGUGGCUGAGCUGUUUGUCUGCUGUGUUUUCAGCUUCACUCAGAGACUAAAUGGCUUCCAGAUUAGAUGAUGAUCUCUGCUGUUCUGUCUGCCACGACAUCUUUAAAGAUCCUGUCGUCCUGUCAUGCAGCCACAGCUUCUGUAAAGACUGUCUGCAGAGCUGGUGGACGGAGAAACAAACCAGAGAGUGUCCAGUUUGUAAGAGAAGAUCUUCAAGGAGUGAACCACCUUGUAACCUGGUGUUAAAGAACCUGUGUGAGAGUUUCUUACAGGAGAGAGAUCAGAGAGCUUCAGAGGCUCUCUGCAGUCUGCACUCUGAGAAACUCAAACUCUUCUGUCUGGACCAUCAGCAGCCAGUGUGUGUCAUCUGCAGAGACUCAGAAAAACACACCAACCACAGAUUCAGACCCAUCAAUGAAGCUGCACAACAACACAAGAAGGAACUUCAGGAAACUCUGGAGCCUUUAAAGGAGAAGUUAGAGGUUUUUAAAGGAGUUAAAGUGAAGUUUGAUCAAACAGCAGAACACAUUCAGGUCCAGGCCCGACGCACAGAGACGCAGAUUAAGGAGCAGUUUAAGAAGCUUCACCAGUUUCUAGAAGAGGAAGAGGAGGCCAGGAUGGCUGCACUGAGGGAGGAAGAGGAGCAGAAGAGUCAGAUGAUGAAGGAGAAGAUGGAGGCUCUGAGCAGAGAGAUAGCAGCUCUUUCAGACACAGUCAGAGCCACAGAGGACGAGCUGAGAGCUGAACACGUCUCAUUCCUGCACAACUACAAGGCUGCAGUGGAAAGAGUCCAGCAGCGCCUCCUGCUGGAGGAUCCACAGCUGCCCUCAGGAGCUCUGAUAGACCAGGCCAAACACCUGGGCAACCUGGCCUUCAACAUCUGGAACAAGAUGAAGGACAUGGUCUCCUACAGUGCUGUUGUUCUGGACCCAAACACUGCUGGUACAUAUCUCAUCCUGUCUGAAGAUCUGACCAGAAUGAGACGAGGAGAGAAACAGCAGCUUCCUGAUAACCCAGAGAGGUUUGUUUAUAACUCUGUUCGGGGCUCUGAGGGCUUUAACUCAGGGACUCACAGCUGGGAGGUCGAGGUUGGAGAUAAUAAAAGCUGGGAUCUGGGUGUGUUAGCAGAGUCUGUCCAGAGGAAGGGAGACAUUGGGUCUGGAUCAUGGAGAUUACAGUUCUAUGGAGAUGAAUACGCAUCACAGUCACCAUCAGAUGGAAUCACUGCUCUCGUAGUUCAGAAGAAGCUCCAGAGGAUCAGAGUGAAUCUGGACUGGAACAGAGGAAAGCUGUCAUUCUCUAAUGCUGACACUAACACACACAUACACACCUUCACACACACUUUCACUGAGAGGAUGUUUCCAUAUUUUUACAAUGGGCAUCAGAAUCACCCACUGCAGGUUUUACCAGUGAAGGUCUCUGUGGCUGCAGGACAACAGAAAUAGACGAUCAGCAUCGUUCUGUUCAAGACGUCCUGAAGUCUUUGAGGAACAUGUGACUACGUUGUCCUCAUGAUGUUUUUUCUCCGUCAGUGUGAGGAAAUGAUGUCAUGAUGAUGUCAUGAUGAUGUCAAAUCAGAUCAAAGAGCUGUCAAUUACUCUGUGACUGUCAGGCGUCUCUGUGGUUUCCUGUUUGAUUAUUGAUCAAAUCUUUGAAGUGAAUUCUCUGUAAAACUUCAUUCUCAUUGAUUGUUUUUCUUUUAUUGGUGUUUGAGGGUGUUAUAUAGAAAAUACU
Messenger RNA from Centropristis striata (black sea bass), 1903 nucleotides. Its product is annotated as E3 ubiquitin-protein ligase TRIM35-like. The coding region runs from base 220 to 1614 and encodes 464 amino acids. The transcript has a single exon. The record is from RefSeq and is a predicted model, not a curated record. Gene Ontology annotation, molecular function: protein binding; zinc ion binding. Lineage: Eukaryota; Metazoa; Chordata; Actinopteri; Perciformes; Serranidae.